Mytilus californianus (California mussel) is the source of this 14308-nucleotide messenger RNA. RefSeq names its product nuclear hormone receptor HR96-like. NCBI's taxonomy places the organism in Eukaryota, Metazoa, Mollusca, Bivalvia, Mytilida, Mytilidae. Bases 128 to 1477 code for a protein of 449 amino acids. The transcript is spliced from 4 exons. Gene Ontology annotation, molecular function: zinc ion binding; nuclear receptor activity; RNA polymerase II cis-regulatory region sequence-specific DNA binding. The record is from RefSeq and is a predicted model, not a curated record. Gene Ontology annotation, biological process: cell differentiation; negative regulation of transcription by RNA polymerase II; positive regulation of transcription by RNA polymerase II.
UCUGUGUCAAGGUUAUCUCAGUCCAGUGUGGUAGCAAUGAUUUGAUAAAUCUAGUAUGUUCACUCUCGAAUAUCAAUGAAUUAAGGAUAUUUUGAGUAUAAUUUUUGUUAUCUUUAACCUAGAACAGAUGAUGUCUGACAAUGGAGAUUCUUUGAAUUCACCACCAGAUAUAAAACCACAUUUGAAUUGUGGACAGGAUGACACUUCCGAGGAUAAUUCUAAUGCCGGAGAAUACACAUCACCCGGAAGUGUCAAAUCAGAAACUUCCCCUGGUAAAGGACGGGGCAGAAGAGCAAAAGAUGACAAAAGCUGUCGUGUCUGUGGUGACAAAGCCUUGGGUUACAAUUUCAAUGCUGUUACUUGUGAAAGCUGUAAAGCAUUUUUUAGAAGAAAUGCUUUAAAAGACCAGACCACCAAAUGUUUGUUUCAAGGGAACUGUUUUAUUGAUAUAAGAACACGACGAUUCUGUCCACACUGUCGAUUGAAGAAAUGUUUUGACAUUGGAAUGAGAAAAGAAAUGAUUCUUGAUGAUAAUGAAAGAAAGAUGAGAAUGGCAAAAGUGAUGCAUAAUCGCCAAAAGAGGAAAGAAAGUGUUGAAUCACUGACAACAUUAAUAAAAACAGAACCAAUGGACCAAGAACCAGAUCAAUCAUGUCAGUAUGCUACUAGUACCUCAGGUCAUUGUAUUAAUUCCCCCUCACCAGACGGUAUGAUUGACAUAACAAGUACAGUGGUCACACCUGCUAUAAAUAUAGAUGCACUUGAUAUUGAUAAAAAGUUAUGUCGCGUUUUGUCAAAGAGGGAAGCAGAACUGUGUGAGCACUUAACGAACGGAUAUGCUUCAACAAUGGCAAAUUAUCACUGUGAAAAUUUAACAUCCGAGAGUUAUACAGAUUCAAAUGAUCUUGUCAAUACAUCAGAACAAGCUGUUAGAAGGUUGAUACAGUUUGUUAAAUUAAUUGAGGAUUUUAAAGAGUUGAGUCAAGAAGAUCAGAUAACUGGUCUGAAAUCCUGUGUUUUACAGUCGUUAAUGUUACGCUCUGUUUACUUCUUUGAUGUGGAACAAGAAGGAUGGCGGACACUGACAGGACUUAUACCUGCCAAAGUUUUGAAAGAUAUUACAGGCUAUUCUGACCUGUACGAAACUCACACAAACUUUAGCCGUGAGAUGAAGAAAACAUGUAAAGAAGACAUUACUGUGUUUGCAAUAAUCCAGUCCAUUAUUGUUUUUAAUCCUGAGAGUGUAGGAUUAAAGAAUUUACAAUUGGUCUCUGAUAUACAAAACAGAUACAUUGUAUUACUUAAGAGCUAUCUUGAGUAUAAGAUCUCUUUUGAGUAUGCUCAAAUUUAUUUUCCCGUGUUUCUACGUAAAAUUCAAGAAUUAAAGAAGAUUGGCAGUGACCAUGCCAAAAUUAUUCUUCAGGUUCAGACAUCAAAGAUAGAACCAUUAAUGCUAGAAAUUCUGAACCUGUCCUGAGCUGUUGUACGCUGUAUGUAUUAAGGGUCAUAGAAUAUUAAUGACAAUAAGAUGCCUAAUUAUUGAUUUAAAAGUCCCAGAUAUCUAUGUAUAUAAGGUUGUCUUUAUGGAUAGUUGUCUAAUUGGCAAUCAUACCACAUCCCCUUUUUUAUUAUUGGUGCAUGUAAAUAGAUUUUUUUAACAGAGUUCUGAAUGAAAUAUAUUCUUGCAAAUUUUUAAACUAAGAGCCUGUUGAAACUGAAAUUUUAUCACACAUGAUGUCAUGCACCAGUGCAUUUUAUCUACAGUUAGCGUUAAGCUUUGUUGUACUUUGAUUAAUUCUUUUCUUUACAAAUAUACACCACAAUGAGUGAUAAAGUAAAGCCUACCUUGGAUGUGAAAAUUCAUUUUUAUACGCCUGUUUACGGGACGUAUUAUGGUAUACCGUUGUCCGUCCGUUGUCAACCUGUCGGACAAUAACUCAAAAACCCUUGAACCAAUUCGAACGAAACUUUGGUGAAUUGUAAUAUCUAUCGACGUGAGCUCCCUUUAGUUUUUUAUAAAUUUAAAAUUUUAAGUUUCCGAGUUUUGGGGUUUUUUUUCAUUAGAAAAGGGGGAUUUUCCAGUUUUCGGACAAUAACUCAAAAACGCUUUCACCAAUUUGCAAGAAACUUUGGUGAAUUGCUUAUAUCUAUUGCCAUGAGCUCCCUUUUGAUUUUUAUAAAUUUUAGAUUUUACGUUUCCUAGUUAUGGGGUUUUAUUCAUUAAAAAAAGGGGGGUUUUCCAGUUUUCGGACAAUAACUCAAAAAUGCUUUCAGCAGUUUUCAUGAAACUUUGGUGAAUUGUUUAUAUCUAUUGACGUAAGCUCCCUUUCAAUUUUUAUAAAUUUUAGAUUUUACGUUUCAGAGUUCUGUGAUUGUAUUUAUAAAAAAGGGGGUAUUUUUCAGUUUUCCGUCAAUGCUCUGAGCAGUUAUCAUGAAACUUUGGUGACUGGUUUAUAUCUAUUAAGAUAACCUCCCUUUAGUUUUUCAUGAAUUUCUGAUAUGACAUUGAGAAGUUAUUGAACUUUAUUCUUUGAAAAAGCGACGGGCGUAUCAUGCUCAUGGCGCAGCUGUUUAUUUUAAGUCUAUUUAACAUGUUUAAUUGAUAUUUUGAGUCUAUUUUUUAAUCAUUCCUUUAAAUGAAGUUAUUGACUAAAUUUAUAUGUUCUUUGUUAUUGAUGUUAUAAUCAUUCCUUAGUUAUUUAUCAUAAGUAUACUCUAUAAAUACAGAAACUAAUGACAUGUUUUUAUGCCCCACAUACUAUGUAUGUAAUAUGAUGGUAAGUGGGCAUUAUGUUUUCCAGUCUGUGUGUCUGUCAAUCUGUCCAUUCCACCGCUUGUCUGUCAAACCGUCUGUCACAUAACAGGUUAGAUUAAUAGGUUUAAAAAGGUUUACCAUGAACUUGUGGGCACAUCAACUUGAAAUGCAUUCAUUAUGAUGUAAACUUUUAAAAAUGAUAUGCCAAAUUAGGGUUUGACCCAGAUUUCACCUGUCAUAUAUCAGGUUAAAUGACUGGUUUAAAGAAUUUUACCAUAAAGUUAUGGUCACAUCAAUUCUGAACAAUUUUAGAAGAUACCUUUAUACUGACCAAUUCUUACCAUUGAAACAAUGUUUAUGCAUCUUUGUUCCAUUUUGCUCAUAAUGUACUUUGACAAUCCAUAUAAUUAAAGACAACUAACUUAUUGAAACUCUCAACACUUGAUAACCUGGCAGUGUAGUCCAUCGUAGUAGACUGUGUUAAGAAGAAUUAGACUUGCCAUUUGCCAGUUUCUAAAUGCUAAAACAGGGGGAAUGUUUUUUUGUUUUCAUUUUAUAAUUGAUACUUUUGAAUUGUUUAAGAUUUAACAAGUUUAGCUACCAUAUUGGUAAAAAUGUUAAACACUCACUAAGUGUAUACUUUAUAUGGAAUCUAAUACAUGUAUGCAAUGUUUUCAAAUGCAAAUUUUUAUUUCACAGACUUAUAUCUGCUUAAAUCAGUAACUUCUGGUGUACUUUAAAGUCACUUAAAAGUACUAGUUCAGGAAGUUUUGAGUUUUGUUUUUAUUUAAUGUUAGCAACUGAUGUCAAUUUAAAAAAUGUAAUAUUCCCUUGAGGCUUUAUUUCAUUGAACAUUUUAAGAAUUAGGAAUUUGUUUAGGUCGGUUAGUUUACGUUUGACCCUUAUCAGUUCAUUUGUGUAGGUGACACUGUUUGCACAUUAUAGAAUGUACUUGUCAUGCUUUAGAUAUAGCCAUUGUAAAUAUUUAUAUCUGAAGUACAUCUGUACUCAAACUGAUAAAAACAUUUACAUUUUUAUUUGUUCUAACCCACUCAGAUUGUAUCUACAUUAAUAUUUGAUCACAGGAAAAAGUACAUCAUGAGGAUUUUUAUCUUGCUCAUUGAAGUGAAUCAUAGGUUUUAUUUUUAUUGUUGUACUAUGUCAUUUUGAGUGCAUAAAAAUUAAAAGCAUUGAGUGGGUUUGUAGUUUAUGUAAAAUCAAUGGAGCUUGUACUUUACAUUGAAGCAAUAUAAAAUUCGCCCAUGUCUAUAUAUCAAUUCUAAUAAAUUUAUCUUUUUUCAUAUUUUGAUCAUGAAAAUCUUAGUUGGGGAUUAAAGUUUUUUUUUUUUUUAAGUGCAAUAUAUCAUAUAUCAUGUAUAUUCAAUAAUAUCAUUUAGUUAUGCAAGUAUUAGUGUUGAAUCUCUUAAAAACUUUCACCAUGCAUUACCAGCUAGAAACAAAAGAAAGGGAAAAAUUUCAUAUGGUUGUCCAAAAUAACUAAGUAAUGAGAUAAUGGAACUGACAGAUGUUUAAGACUCCUUACACCAAUAUCCAUUGAUAAGAUUAAAUCCUGUAAAUGUGACAAGUAGCUCAACAGACAGAGGCAGGAUUCAAGGCGAUGCAGCAGGCACACACCUCUCUCAAAUCAGGAAAAUAAAUCCUAGAUCCACACCUAACAGAAGCUGCUUCCCCUUCAACAUACGAGAGCUCACUUCGAGUAUUUAGUUGGUGUCAUGAUGCCAAAUAUCUUCUCUUUAUUGUUUUUGGGGUUUGCUUGUGGGUAGAGUGUAGUAGAUCCUCAUUUACUCACAAUCAUGAUCACAUACUUGGUAUUGUCUUAUUUUUUAUUGCUAUCAAUAGAUUAACACUAAAACCAUGGUAACCACCCUGAGAGGCAUAAAUAAGCUCUCAAGACUUAUCGACUUGCAUUUAAAAUUAUAUUUUGCAUCAUAUAUCAUGUAUAUGAUAUAGGUAUAAACUGUAUACAGUGACUGAAGGAAUCUUAUCAAUAUGUUAUUUUUAGAAUUUUUUCAGAAGCUCAUCAUUUUUAAUGGGCCUUUCUCUUAAGAUUAUUUGUGAUUUUUUUUAAGGGACAUUUUAAAGAAAAAUUAGACAAUUGCUGGCCAAUAGUCACUCAUCGAUGUACUGUUCGGGAGAUUACUUCGGAGGUUUUUUUUCUAACAUUCCAACAAAGCAUGCAUCAUUUGAUAGGCUAUCGAAAAGAUCAGAGACUGAAAAUAUUGAAGGAUAUAUACAAUAUUCAUAUAUUGAAGGAAAAUAUGAAAUUUAUUUGUAAGAGAUAUGAAACAGGGAGAAAAGCAUAGCUAGACAAGUACAAAUAAAUUUGAUAUUACUAAAAUGUUUGAAUAUUGUUUAUACCUGCAAUUAAAAGAAAGCAAACUAGAAAGAAUAUGUAGUUGGUUAACACACAGUUCUUUACUUUAGGUGUUAUAAAGCUCUCUAUUUUCUCACUAUUUCUCUAAAAUCUUUUUUUUUUUAUAAAGUUAUUUGGGAGAUAUUGAUAAGACCAAAGAAAAAAUGCUAAAGGUCAAACUUUCAAAACUUACCUUCAGCUGUUAUACAAAUCAAUUUGCUAAAAGGACAACAGAAAAAAAUCAAUUAAGGCUGUCUUGAAGUCUAAUCACUUUCCUGAAAACAGUAAUGUACUUUUAAAGGUGUUUAUUUUAUGAUGUAAUGUAGACGGGAGUUCCUGAUUAUUUGUGAUAUACGACGCUUGUAUCCUGAAAUCAUUACACCAGACCCGUCUUUAGUUGGAUAAAAGAUAAAAAUAAAAAAUGAUAUCUGUUAUCAAGUUUAUUAUUUCCAUGGUGAUUGCUUUAUAUGCUUCUCUCCAUUUUUGUUGUACGUUUUUUUUUGGUCAUAUUAUGAAAGAAUUGACCAUAUAUUACAGAUUUUUAAUUAUUUAUAUAUAGAAUAACGAUGGAGAAUUACUUUGUUAAUUGUCUUUGAAUUUUAUCAACUUUGUUACUAUUUAUAGAUAUUAUUUAUUAGACAUGUUUUAUAGAGGAUAAUCAGCUUUUUGACAAUUAUGUGGAAAUCCCGGUGUUUUUAAACAAAUUGUAUUUUAAUACAAUGUAGAAGUGAAACUGAGUAAUAUGUACAGUGAAUGUCUAGAUAUAGAUAUAGAACAGAAAUUAAAGUGCUAGUUUGUUUCUUGUCAUGGGAUGAUUUUCUAAUAUGUAUUCUUUUCUCCUAUUAAGAAAUUUUAAAGGAAAGGAAAAAGAUACUGUAAAUUCAGAAACUAAUGUGAGAUUUUUAUAAACAUGAUUAAUGCAAAUAAUGCUACUCCUUCAGUAAUCGCAAUAAUAAGAUCUUGCAUUCUGAUAUAUGAUACAUAUAUAUGUAUGAAGCUUUUCCUAAAGUCACAAUAAUUGAACUCACAUUUAUGUUAAUUCUUCAAAAAUUGCAAUUAUAAAUGCAGGCAAUAAUUUCUGAAUUUGCAGUAAUCCAUUAGGGUUAAUGAAUGGAUUAAGAGGAGCAGAGAGUUUGUAUUCCUCUGUCCACCCUUCCCUUCCCCAAUAAAAAAAAUUAUAGAAAUAUGAAUGCAAGUAUAAAGAAAAUUUAAGUUAUAUAUUUUGGUUUAAAAUCUUAAUGAUUAAAUACUGCCAUAUUUUAAAUAUAGAUAUGAGGUAUCAAUUGUAAAUUUUUUAGGAAAUAAUUUAGGUGAUUAUUUUUUUCUACCUUGCAGUUUAGUUACAUAAAGAUCAACCAGUCAUUUUCUUUACUCAAGUCAGUUUCUUCACAUGUCAUUUAACUUGUUUGAAUUUUAAAUUAAUGGGCUGGAAACUUGUUUAUCUCUAUGUUAUCAAUUUUUAUUUCAGUCUAAAUUAUUUUCUAUUUAAAUUAACAAUUUUUAGGCAGAAACAUUUGUUUUUAGUGUCCAAUAAACACAGAUAAACUAAAGGUUCAUUGCUUCAUUGGUUUAAUUGUAGGUAAUAUCCCAUACAUGUGUAAGUGAAUGAAUGCAUUAUAUGCCCAUCUUUGUAAAUACUUAACACUCCCAAAACAUAAAUGAUUUAAUUAUUGCUUUCUAGAAAUGAAGACAACCAUCAAUGUCUAAGCAAGAGAUAUUUCAAAAUUGUUAUGUUUUAGUCUCAUUUGCAAGCAUUGUACCUGAAGUCUAUACUAUAGGUAUAUGAUAGUUAUGUUGUUCUGGCAACCUAGUAAAUUAGAUGUACAAAAUUUGUCAUUCCUAUAGAUAACUAUGUGGAUAUUUGAUUGGUUGAGACUAUCUAACUUGAAACUGAACAAAACAUGGUGUUUCUACUGUCAACAUGUUGGGAUAUCAUGCUGUUUUUGGGAUAAAGAUUACAUGAAAUGCAUCCAAAACCGUUAUUUCUCUGGCUUGUUAGCUAUAUCUUCCCAGCUUCAUUUAUACCUUUGAGAGCUAAAACAAUAAAGUGCAUUAAGAUCAAAUCCAUUCCCAUGUCAAACAAUUGAGUUAUAAUAUAUACUUAGAAAUUCAAGUUACAAAAUAGUUAGUAUGCGUAUGUGUAUAACUUUACUUGUCUAGAAAACUAUUUUAUUAUGCCCACGGGGCAUUAAGUUUUAUUAAAAAAAAAUGUGCAUGGUGUAUUGAAUCUAUCUUUUCUAAAAAAAAAAUCAAGUUCAUCUACAAAAAAAAAACAAAGCAAGAUAGCUCCAAUUCAUAAUAUUUCCUAAAUGUGUUUCAUUGCAAUUUUUUUUCAGUGUUUAGUUUAAAUCCUCAUCCAAAAUGACAGCAAUCUUUACCCUUCAGUGCUCACAAGCACUUUGAUUAAAGGUUGUGCUUGAAAUAGUUCCAGAAAAUCCAUAUUUUGUAUACAAAUACGAAAACUAAUAUGAAUACUUUAUUUCUAUAUCUAUAUCUUCACAUAUGCAUACUCACUAUUUAAUUUUUUGUAACAUGAAUAUCUAAGUAUAUAUUAUAACUCAAUUGCUUGACAUGGUAAUGGAUUUUAUCUUAGAUCCAAUUAAGUAGAUACCUUUCUGUUUACCAAGGUCAUAUUUUGUCCUUGACCUUUAACCAUGUUUCAGAGAUGUUCUACUACCUUUUGCCAAAAAAAACCACCACAUUUUAAAAUUGCAAUACAAAUAAGAAAUUAUCAUCACCAUUUUCUGAGCAAGUCUUGAUGUACAGCACCAAGCUUCAUGAUGCCAUGUCAUACUCUUUGACAUGUUUUUAGUUCAUUUGAUUCUACUUUCUGUAUGUCAGUAACUUACAUCUUUAAAAAAUUAAACUUAUAUAUACUCUAAACCAACUAAUUUUUGAAGCAACUUAUUUUCGAGAUUUUGGCAUAGAAGUUGGCUAGAAAGCACUUAACACGAAAUAAAAUAUAUCCAAAAAUAAGUUGGUUUACAGUACAAAAAUGUAUAUGAUUUAAUUGUAUUUCCUGCAAAAUAGAGUCAAUAGCAUUGUGAGGCAGAAUAUAAUUAGUGGGGCAAUAGCCCACAGGGAAUCCUAUUUUUCUCCUUUUUGUAAUGUGUUCCCAAUGAUCAUGAUGAAAAAAAUCUUUCCAGCCAAUAGAAUCAAUUUUCAUAAGCACAAAUUUAUUAGGAAACCAAUCUUGCAUGCAGAACCAGGUAUUAUAUUAUAUAAAACAUGAUGCAAAGGCAGCAUAAUGUUCAGUGCCAUCUUCAUUUUGAUUAAUUUGAAUAUUAUUUUAAGCCAUUUUUUGAGAUUUUAUUUUCUUUUUAAUCAAGGCUUAUCAAGGUAAACUUUUUUCAUUUUUUUUCCAUUCAAAUUCAAAAGUAUUUUCAUUCAAAUUCAAAAGUAGUGCUUAAAUGUACAUAUAUAUAUAUAUAUUUAUACAAACAAAUGAGGGUGUGGAUGGGGGUUUACAGAAUAGAGAAUAAUGGGCCAAUAAUAUAAAUAGAGAAAAAUGGACCCAAAAAAUAAAGAAUAGAGAAUAAUGAGGUGCUAAAUAUAAAGAAUAGAGAAUAAUGGGCAAAAAGUAUAAAGAAUAGAGAAAAAUGGCCUAAAAAAUUAAAGAUUACAGAAAUGAAGAACCCCCCAUCCAGGCCCUCACAAAUAGCUUUGUGUUUUGAUUUUAUUUACAUUGUUGUGCUUGUUCAAUGUGUUGUCAUAAUAUAUGAGGUGUAGAAAUAGAGUGGAAAGGGGGAGGGGGCUUCUGAAAGUGAUGAGCACAAAAAAUAAACUUCUAUAGUCUUAGUUUAGAAGUUAUCAUUGUCCACUUUCAUUUUUCGUUUUCAUUUUUUCUCUCCAAAGAGUGGGAGGGAGAUAAUAUUAGUUACAUAGUUUGCUAGUGACCUUAUACGAUAUAUAUGGGGUCAGUAAAUUCCAUAUGGGGUGAGAGCGAAGCUUGAAUCCCCAUAUGGAAUUUACAGACCCCAUAUAUAUCGUAUUAGGUCACUAGCACACUAUGUAACGAAUUUAUCUUACCGACUAUCUUAACAUGUGGUAUUUAGACUAGUGGCCUAUCAUAGUGAUCAAGUCUUCAAUACCGUUAGAAUUAAGAACCUACUUCCAUUACAAAAACAAAUGCCAACAAUAACAACUUGUUAGCUUUAAAUGUGUUUUAUGAAUUUAUUUCAAUCGUUCAUCAUCAAUUUCUUCGUCUGUUGAAAUCUUUAAGAUUUUUCCUCAACACCGUGUUGUUUUUAAAAAGGGACGUGACACCACUACUAACCGUGUAUUGAAAUGAGCCCCGCCUACUAACCCAAUAUGGAAUAUACACGGUCUCCACACGGUUGCUUUUAACCAAUCAUAUUCCUAGAAAUGUAUAGGAGGUAAAGGAGGUAAGAUAAAAACAUAUGUUGCCCCCCCCCCCCCUCCCUUUUGCAACCUGGUUUCCUAUGCCCCAGAUAUUACAAUACUGACAUUUUUUACCCAGGGAAAGAAUGUAAUGAGCUUAAAAUUUCUUUUGUGCAACAAAUAAAUCAAUUUCCUUUGGAAAGAUUUUUCAUUAAACUUACAUGUAAAAAUAGUUUGUCUAACUGGCCUGAAGUUGGGUUAAAUGAUGCCUUUAUGAUUCUACCAAGAACUGCGGUCGAUAACACGAACUGCAGCUUUUUCUUAGCUAAACCACGAAAACAAAAUUUUGUCCCUUUCAAAAAACUUAUUUUAAAUGCUUGCAUGCAUAUUGCCAAUUUAAUAUUCCAAAUGCCUUAAUAAAUUUAAAUUUUAAAUUACUAGAGUUUUGUUUUUUUGGGUGUUUUUUUUGUUUGGUUUAGACAAGUUUAACUAUAAAUUUAAUGAUCCAUAUACAAAUCUACAAUAUUUUAUAUAACUCUGGUAGUGCAGGUGUAUGACAAAUACAGUCUCCACAAAUGUGAUUUUUUUUUCAAAUGGAAGUAGGUACACCUCCAUUGUUUGAUAAUGAAUAUUAUCAUGAAAAUAAAUAUGAAAAGCAUAUAUGCAUAAAUAUAUAGAGAUUCUUUUAUCUUCAUGCCCUUUGAACUUAUAAAGUGACUAAGCUUGAAAACAUAUUUAAAGAAUAAAUUAUAAGAUUACCUUGGUUAUUCCUGAAGUAAAUAAACGACCUUUUAAACGCUGAAAAAAACAGUGUCACAUGAAAAGAGUUACUGUUAAUUCAGAAAUUUUGGCAUGCAUUUAUUAUGAAGAUAGCUGGAAAAUGGACACAAAUGCUGAUUAAUUAUUGCGAUUUCAGGAACUGCAGCAUACAAACGAUGCUAUCAAUAUUUGAAAUGCAAGUUUUUUUAUUUUUUCGACACCUAUACAGUAGCAGUUUUUUUCGCAAUAAUAAAACAACAAAAAAAUUUCAGAAUUAUCAGUAGCAUGAUUCUGCUUGUCCUUUUGUGGAGGCUGUAUGAGGACAUCACUUUUAAAUGUAAUUUUUUUAACAUUUAUUGUUGUGUUGUUUUCUCAUUGACCUUCACCUGACAUCUCCCGUCUCCUCUUUUUUAUUUGGUGAUAUUAAAAAAAAAAAUUUAACAAUAUAAAAAUAUUUAAUACAGAACAAAAAUAUGACCAGUAUACCACUCCAAUUUUAGGUUAAACAGGAGAUUUUUUUUACUGUGGCCAACACAUUGUCAAUCUAUUGUUUUAAUAUUCAUUUUGUAAUCAUGCUUGUUAAAUGGUUUCAUUUUAUGUAUUUUUCUAUCAAAUUAAAAUAAUAAAAAAAUUCUUUGUAAUUGUUAAUAAAUAUAUUGUAGAAUUUUUGUCAAUUAUGAAAUGUCCCAAAAUGUGAUUAGUUGCUCAAAUACAUUGAUUAUAUUGCUCACCAUACACAUGUAUAAAUGGCCUUCUUUAACUUUAUGUAACACAGGAUUGGAUUUUUAGUUAGGGUUGGACUUUGGAAUUGGUACGAUUUUAGUUUGGGUAGGUUUAGUGUGGAUGAAGGCUGCUAUAAGAAAUAGCAUUUGUUAGAGGUAUAUCAAAGAAAACAGAUAGAAAUAGUGUCACCACUUAAUAUAAUUAGCUUCACCAAAAGUUAAAGAAGGUUGUAUUUUUUAAUGUAAAGUUUCAUUGUUUGGUCACAAUUUAGCACUGCAACUGUAAGAAAGCAUAUGUCUAUAAUACAUUGUUCACAUCAUUCAUUUUCAUAGGAAACAUUGAAUACAGAAUACUUUACCACAAAGAACAUAGUUCUUUCAAUCAUGAUAUGUCAUAUAGAGAACGAAAUGCUAUUGGACUAAUUAUACCCUCCGUCAGUCCUGUUCUUGUCAUCGCAAUUCCUCUGAAACCACACAACAGAAAUUCAUGAAACUUUGUAGAUAACAAGGAUAUACUAUGUAGAUGUGCAUAUCGACAGGAAAUUAUGAUUCAAUUUUUUUUCUAGGUGUUAUGCCCCUUUGCACUUAUUGGCCUCAAUAUACUACUGCACAGUUUGUCAUCGCAACUCCUCUGAAACCACACAACAGAAUUUCAUGAAACUUUGUAGAUAAUAAGGAAAUACUAUGUAGAUGUGUAUAUCGACAGGAAAUUAUGAUUCAAUUAUUUUUCUAGGAGUUAUGCCCCUUUGAACUUAGAAUUUUGGCCUAAAUAUACUACUGCAACAGUUUGUAAUCACAACUCCUCUGAAACCACACAACAGAAUUUCAUGAAACUUUGUAGUUAAUGAGAAUAUAAUAUGUUAAUGUGCAUAUCCACAAGAAAAUUUUUAUCAGUUGUUUUUUGUUGAGUUAUGAGUCUUUGAACUUAGGAACCUGGUGAGAUUUUGUGUGUCCAGUGACAAUGUUGGGGCAUGGGGUAUGUGAGCGUGCUCACAAAGGUUCUUUAAUUUUAAUGGGUGUUAGUAUGGAAUCCUGACCAUUGGAUUAAGAGAAGUGGAGCUAUUGCCAACCCUAAUUACCUACAUCCCUCCCUCCUUUCUGUAUGCAUCUUACAAUUGACAGACUGUUGGCUAAUUAUCUUUUGUUUCAUUGUAAGAUGGUGCCUGUUGGAAUCCUUUUUGUAGCAGGUUAUUUUUCCUUGUAAAAGCCAUGAAUCAUUAAACAUGAAGGUUACACUUCAUUCGAGUUUAUUAAAGUAUCAGCACCUUUAUUCUAAACCUGCUGCUAUCCAAGACCAUUGUGAUCUAUAUAGUCGUAUCAAAAUGAAAAUUUAGACAUAAGGGGGAAAAUAUAAGAUUCUUGUAGCAAAGUAAAGGGUGGUCAAUUUUUUUUCUUAAAUAGCUAUCGCAAAAGUAUAUUGAAUAUCAUUUGCAACUAAAAACAACAUAAUGUCAUAUGCUAGUACAUGAAUAGCCUUAGUUUUCUCGUUUGAAUUGUUUUACAUUUGUCAUUUCAGGGCCUUUUAUAGCUGACUAUGCGGUAUAGGUUUUGCUCAUUGUUGAAGGCCAUACAGUGACCUAUAGUUGUUCAUUUCUGUGUCAUUUGGUCUCUUGUGAAGAGUUGUCUCAUUUGCAAUCAUACUGCAUCCUCUUUUUUAUAAUUAUUCAAAAUAACUGCAUGAUAAUCAUUGGAUGAAAAUAAUAAUUAGAAUACACUUAACAUGUAUAUAUUCAUUGUGCUUUUAAUAUUCUUAAUGCUAUGUAUUUAUAAUGGAGAGGGUGUUGGUCAAUUCUUUGUUCAUCAAUAAUGGUAAAAGGGUUCACUGUUUUGACCAGAGACAAUAGUGCUACAAUUGAAGAUAAAAAAUAUUUAUUAAUAUACAUAUUCAUUAAAUGGGAUAAAUUGUCUUCAUGGCAAAGUGAACUGAAUUAGAUGUAGAUCUCUGAGAGGGGAAACAGUUAUUAAUCACUGCUUUACUAGUAGGCACUGAUGGGAUGUACAUGUAGUAAAGUUUUAUAGUCGAAAUUGGAUGAUUUUUUGCUGAAGUUGUUUUUAGUGACUUAUUGUAUGAUAGGGUAUUCUAUCUGUUCAAUUUGUAUUACAGCUUCUAGUUUAUGAAAUAGACCUUUGCUUAUUACCAUAGGAUUGAGUUCUCCUUGAAAUUAUGUUUAAUGUAUGUGAAGGCCUAUCAUUGAUAUGUAAAGUGUAAAGUGGCAGCUAAAAUUUGUCAUUAAGGCUACCUCAAUUUUAACUGUGAUUUUGGUAUUUUUUUUAUGUACAAAAUUUUAACGGUAGCCUAGUUCUAAAUAAAAGAACGUCUGACAUAUUAUUAUUCCACCUAAAACAAUUGAAUUAAUUUCAGAUAGACUGAUUUCUUUUGAUUAAUAAAGGGAAAGUUAAUUAAGAGUCAUGAUAGCUCCUCUAAAUGUGUACAUUAAGUUUAUAACAUAGAAUUAUAGUGGUAAUUAUUGAUGUUCUUGUGAAAUUGUCAGAAAGAAUUCUGUUGAAAUGAAUGGUAGGGUGUAUCAUAUUUUAGACCCUUUAACUACUAUGACCAAUAUUGUUUUUUUCUUCAUAUUUUAAGUUAAUGUAUCAGGCAACUGUUCAGACGUUUUAUGUUUCUCUCCUUAUAAGGAGAAGUAAUACUUGUUAAGGAUCAGAAGAUCAAAUCUGAGAUAUAAAUUUACCUGUAAAAAUGUGCAAAUAUUUAUUGCAGAUUUUUUCUUCUGUAUGCAAUAUUGAUUUAAAAGGAUGAGAAAUAAACAUUUACCAAAUUUAAAAUUGUAAAAAAGACUGAACUAGAGUUUUUUAAAUAUCUUAUUUGAUUAAAAAGAUAUUUGAAAUUUCCAGUUUUUUUCAUUCGUCAAAUUGUACUAUAAUUCAUCAUAAACAUGGAGAUCAAUUUUUAUUUGAGAAAUUAUAAUGUGAAGUCAUUAGAAGUGGAGUACUAACUUUUAUGGGUUUUAUGGGUAAAUGUGACUUACCAAUAAAAGCGUUCUUCUAAAUACAAAUUUCUAAAAAGCUUGUAUAUAGAAAUUGUAAAAACGCCAAAAACAAGUAUUAACGAAACAUAAUUUUUCAUGAAUCCACAAAAAUUGAAACUCAACAAAAAUAAAUGAAAUAAAAAAGAAUUUUGUAAAUGACUAACUUAUAUAAUUUUUUUUUAAUUUUCAUUAAAUCAUAUAUAAAUGCUCAGAUGAAUACGGACAUUAGUUGCUGACAUAUCAUUUGGAGAACAUAAUGGAUUUAUUGUAUGUAUAUGUAGAAUUAUCUGUGAAUUCAUAGACAUGUGCCUUUAUUGUAAUAUCAUAAAUUUUGUUUGUUAUUAGUGAAAUGGAAAUAAAUAUUGUUAACACA